AUGGGUGACCCGUCGCCGACUGCCGGACGUUCAGGAAAAAGAUGUGUUGUUUUCGGUUGCAGCAACACCAGUAAAGAUGGAGUUUCCCUUCAUUUCUUUCCAUUGAAGAAUGAUGAUAUUUGUAGAAAGUGGACUUCAUUUGUAACAACGAAAAGGAAGAACUGGGCCGGAGCCACCAAACAUUCUGUAAUUUGUUCGAAACAUUUCGACAUGUCCUGUUACCCGGCGAAGUAUAAGAUCAUGGAAAGUUUAGGCCAGUCAGUCCGAAGAAAGGACCUGCUUCCAGAUGCUGUUCCAUCUAUACACGCUUCAGAACCAAGCCCGAUGUCUAAUAUUACAGACACGCCACCACCGCCAAAGAGACAAAGAAUGGCUUUUACUAAGAGAGAAAAUGCUAGGAUACUGUCACAGCAUUUCCAAGCAACAGAACUGAUGGAGAUUGACCAUGAUGUUGACAACGGUUCGAAUAAUACCAUGGUGUGCGGUAUGGAGAGUGAUAACUCAACACCACAUACACCAUCAGGAUCAACAACAGCUUUAACAAGAACCUAUGGUUGCCAAGUAGGUUUGAAGAAGCCAGCAAGAAGGUCAAAGAAAAUACAAACAAGUUUUAAAACUCAUAACCAAGUAUGUCAGACGACAUCCAAUGAAUGCAAGUCUGUGGCCAUCCAGUGUGAUAUUAUAAAACCAGAACAAACGUCAAACACCAACAUGUGCGAGGACCACAAUCUUACUUUUGAUCAUGAUGGCACAGAGGAGGACAAUGGAGAUAUGGAUGACCAUAGUCCCCAAGAAGACUUGCUUGACAGUUCAUUUAAUGCGUCAUUUCAGAGUGAAGCAGAUGAAGAUGUUGACUCUGAUAGCAACAUAGAUGAUGAAAGGGAUGAUGGAAGAGACAGAAAAUUUUUGGUUUACGAAUCAGAACUCCUAAAAUUAUUUUCAGCAUGCCCAAGAUGCUCCAGCCCAACAUUUGGACAUAUUCAACAGCUGCGCGGUACAGCAGUGAAAAUUCUACAGGACUGUGGUUUUUGUUCCUAUACCAAUGUUUGGAAGAGCCAACCAAUGAUCGGGUCAAUACCAGCUGGAAACUUACUGCUUUCAUGUGCAAUUCUGUUUUCUGGAUCGCUUCCAAGCAAAUCACUGCGGAUCCAGCCAUAUUGCAAGUUUGGAAUGAGCAUCAGCAGUGCUAUUUGGACAGUGUGA
Molecule: messenger RNA, 1203 nt
Organism: Ylistrum balloti
Lineage: Eukaryota; Metazoa; Mollusca; Bivalvia; Pectinida; Pectinidae
Exons: 6
Coding region: 1-1203 (400 amino acids)
Source: RefSeq, a predicted model, not a curated record